Molecule: messenger RNA, 4493 nt
Organism: Leptopilina boulardi
Lineage: Eukaryota; Metazoa; Arthropoda; Insecta; Hymenoptera; Figitidae
Exons: 7
Coding region: 262-1857 (531 amino acids)
Source: RefSeq, a predicted model, not a curated record
GGAACUAAAAAAAUGAAGUAAGGAAUCUUAAUCAAAAAUUGGAAAAUAUAAUACAUAAAAAAAUAUGUAAAUAUUUAAUUUGUUAAUUUUAUAUUUCACUUUUAUUUAGCAAAAUGUUUAACAACGGAGAAUAUCCUUUUUUGCAUGAAGGCGUUGACGAUCAGGUAAGCGUCAACAGAAGUUAUAACAUAUGAAUUGUCAUUCAUAGGUUUAAUCAAUAUUAAAAUUAUGAAGUUGUAAAUAUAAACAAUUAGGCUUAUCAUGAUAUUGAUGUUACAGUAUUUGUUGAUACGAGAUCUGGACACUGGAGACAUUGUAACUCCAAUAACUGACGAAAUUCAACACAAUUUUUUAACGCCAGAGUUAUUAAUUGACAACUCAGCUUCAAAUAACGUACCAGAAAUUGUUUUACACAGCGAAUCACUUAUCAAUUUGAACAACAAUGUACAAACGAAACAACAUUCGCCAACUAAUAUUCCAGGAGUGAUUUCAGAAGAACCUUCAGUACACAAUUCAUCCUCAAAUAUUGAAGCAAUUAAUGUAGAAAUUGUACAAAAUUUAAAUCAGGAAGCAAGCAAUUCUUUCCAAGAAAAUUUAAUGCAAUUUUUGGUAAAAAGGAGUGGAGGAAAGACUGUUUUGAGGCAUUAUGAUAUAAAAAAACAGUUAAAUAAAGAAAGCCGUGGAAUAUUAGUUCGAUUAGUAAUAGGUAAAAUAAAAGAUGAUGCAUUAAGUAAUUUAAAACAAAGCGAAAAGCUCUCUGAAUUUCGAAUUUCUCGUGCAACAUUUACUGACAUUUCUCACAGUAUAGAAAAAAUCUUUCCGGGAGAAAAAGCCUCGACGUAUUACACACCUUAUUGGUCAGAGGGAAAUGUAGUUGUUCCAACAUCAGGUGCUUUAUGGGAACAUUAUAAUUACACCAAAGGUGUUUUAAAAGAACAAAAUCUUUUGGAGAAGUCAAAAUCGAGAAGUCAAAAGGAGGAAUCUUGUGUUAAUUUAGAACAAGAUAAAGAACAAAUUAAUGCUGCUUUAGAGAGAUUAAAAACUUCUUUAAAUCUGGAAUCGAGGCAAAAUGACUGGAUAUUAACUCAUAAUGCUAGAAAAAUCUUACUUUUAGCAGAAAAUUAUUCUGUGGCAGAAUAUUUUAAAACAUUUCCUUGUCUUGAGAUUGAACAGGGUAUUAAACAAUUAGAGCUUGAUUUUACGGAAAUUUAUCCAUGCAAAAGUGGUUUGCUCUCCGAUAGAUGGAACACAAUAAAAACUGUUCUUAUUAAUCAGCUGCAAGAACUUGAGAAGAAGAAAAUAAGAGACGUUGAUGAUAAUGCGUACUUAAAACUAUUGCCAACAUUAAAUGGCGAAGCUCAAGAUGCAGUUGAUUUGCAUUUGCUUUGCUUAUUAAGUACCCAGGCCGGGGUUGGAAGAAAGAGAAAAAAUUGUUCAGAUGAAAACAUCGUUCGCAGAUGGAGCCCAGCUGAAAGAAGAGAAACAUUUAUGUGUCACAUCGAGAUUUCGGAUGAAUUAGAAGAGAAAAUUAGAGUCUUAAAAUCAAAGUUAUGGAAUAGAAAAGAAACGUUCCAACCAUUAUUUAUUGUCGUUGGGCCUUUAAUUAAUAUUGAGGAAGCGUAUGUUGUUGUUGAAGAUCAACAAUAUAAAACAUCUUCGUGCUUGGAAGCCUUAGAUUUAUGUUUUAAACUAUUCUUCUCAUUACAUUGCCACUAUCCGAAAGCAUCGCAUUCUAUGUGGCAUUUUUUCCAACUUGUCGGUUAUAGUAUUGUUACGUUGCCCAAUAACCCAAUAAAGUCAGUCAAAGAAUUACAGGGAUUAACGGAAGAAGCUUUGAAGCAGGCUAAAUUAUUAUAAUAUUGUUCUUCGAAUUAAAAACUCACAAUAUUGGUCUGUUUUGCCUGUAAAACUUUAUUUGAAACAAAUACAAAUCUCAUUCGUCAUGUUAAUAUAACCCAUUCGGACUUACGAAUAUUUUCAUGCUCUGAACCUGAUUGCCAAAGGUCAUUUUCCGUAAUCGCUUCAUUUACUCGGCAUCGUUGAAAUAAACAUGCUUCUAAUUACAAAAAUUUGUCAUUAAAUGACAAUUUACCUGAACUGCCUCUUUGUUCAGAUGCAAAUAAUAUAAUCGAGAAAAGUUUUACCGAAUUUGACUUUACUGAAAAUGAUAUUUCCGAAACUAGUGAUUCUGAUUCUGAUUCUUUGAUCAGUGAUAAUUUCGAUGAAGUAACAUCUUUUAACGACGAAAUAAAUCAUUUUCCACAGUUUAACUUAGAAAAUACAGAAAUAAAGAAUAAAGAAACAGUAAGAUUUGCAGCAAAGUUAUAUGAAUCGCCUGAUAUUUCGAGAAAAAGAGUCAAUGACAUUGUUUUCGAUGUUUCCGAAUUACUUAAUAAAACAAUUAUUUCAGUCCAGGGAGAAGUAUGUAGUCACUUUAAAAAAUUAGGUAUGACAGAUCAAGACAUCUCUGAAGUAGAAACGAUUUUUAACAAAUUUUCAGAACCUUUUCAGCAGUUAAAAACAGAGAAACAAAGAUUAGCUCAAUUUAAAUAUUAUGAUUCCUACAUUCCUCCACAAAAUUACCAAAUAGGCAAAAGAAUUGAAUAUAAGUCAGCACCAACAGGAACUAAACGCAAAGAUAUUCCAGUAGUAGCCCAAUUUAUACCAAUUCGUCAGGUACUAAAAAAAUUCUUUGAAUUGCCUGGCAUUUUUGAUAAAACUAUAAAGUAUUUAAAUAUUUUAGACUCUCAAAAGAGUCACUAACAUUUAUCAAAGUUCUCAUUGGAAACAAAAAAUUUCUUCCUGCAAGGACAAAAUUGUUUUACCACUUGUUAUGUUUUUUGACGAUUACGAAAACAAUAAUGCACUUGGCAGCAAUAAAGGGAUUGCCAAGUGUGGUGCUGUUUAUUUAAGUAUACCGUGUCUUCCACCAGAAUAUCAAUCCAAACUUCAAAACAUUUUUUUGUUUAUUCUGUUUAAUACAUUAGAUCGAUCACAAUUUAGUAAUAAAAUAAUUUUUACAAAAGUUGUUGAAGAAUUUAAAUUUUUGAGAGAGGAGAGCAUUUUGAUUAAUUUUGAAAAUGGUGAAAAAAGAAUAUACUUUGACUUAGCUUUAAUAAUAGGUGACAAUCUUGGGGUUAAUUUAAUUUUUGGACUAGUAGAAAGUUUUAAAGCAAAGAAGUUCUGUCGUCUUUGUCUAAUUAAUUUUGAUGAUAUUAACAAAAUAUUUAAAGAAAGUGACUACAUACUUCGAGAUAUUUCGAAUUAUAAUUCAUCUCUGGAAAAUAUUAAUCCGAAAGAAAGCGGCAUAAAGGAAGAUUGUGUAUUUAAUAAAAUAUCAGGGUUUCAUAUUACAAGCAAUCCAGCAGUUGAUGUGCAGCAUGAUUUAGCUGAAGGUAUUUUACGAUAUGACAUCGCGCUUUUACUUAAUUAUUUUAUAAAGGAGAAAAAAUUCUUUACAUUAGAAUAUUUAAAUACAAUACUUCGAUCAUUUUAUUACGGUUCAAAAUAUAGUAUUAAUAAACCUCCAGAAAUUUUGUAAAGUUAUUUAAAGAAAAAAUGUAUCAUUUUGUCAGCAGCGGAGAUGUUUAAUUUGGCAAAAAAUUUGACUAUGAUUAUUGGGCAUUCCAUAGAUGAAAAUGAUAGUUAUUGACAAAUAUUACUAACAAUGAAAGAGAUUUUAGGAAUUGUAUGCAGCACGAAGGUCACUCAGGAAACUUGUCAGAUUUUAGAAGUGAAAAUAAACGAAUACCUUACUUCACUAACGGAAAAAUUUCCCAACUGUAUGAAACCAAAACAUCACUUUUUACUUCACUAUCCUUCAAUAAUGCGUAAGAUUGGACCCUUAUGGAAUAUUUGCUGUUUAAGGUUUGAAAGUAAAAAUAGAGAAGGAAAACAGAUCGCUCAUCCAGCAAUUUGUCGAGUAAACAUUUGCAAAACCAUAGCUAUUCGGCAUCAGUUAAUGAUGAAUUACAGAUUUAUAUGUAAAAAUUCUGAGUAUCCGCCUUACACUGUCAACCACGUUAAAAAGAUUUCAACUCAAAAUGUUCCACAAAUUGGUAAAUUUGUUCAUUUAUGGCCAAAAAACCUGAGCGAAUAUUGUUACUCAACAAAUUAUCUUGAAUACCACAACAUUGCUAUAAAAAAGGAUACUGUAAUAGUACCAUUUUCUGAAUUACAGGAUCCUCAGUUUCAUUUUGUGCAUUUUAUAAUUUUAAUUGACAAGGAUACUUUCCUUUUAAUCACAAAAUCAAUGGCAGACUGUCAUUUUAAUCAUCACCUUCGUGUUUAUAAAAUGCAUGGCACUGAAUUUCACUGGGAAAUAUUAACCAAAAAUGACAUUGACACUGCUAGCUCUUCAUACUACAACAAAUUAGCUGACGGAAAUUUUUAUAUUGCCAAGAAUUGGAUGUAGUAUUGUUGUAUUGAAAUAAUUAGUUUUAAGAAAUUCUUGUGUUAAUAAAUAUUCUGUCUAAUUAGGCACAACAAAAAAU